AAAAAUAUUACAAGAAUGUAAUAGCAAAAAAAUUUUAAUAAGAAAUAAUUCCAAGAAUAAAAAUAGAAAUAGAAUAGGAUAUUAUGCAACAUUUAACGACAAAAGGAAAUCAAUUCUCGCAUGACCUUUCGUAAAUCACGCUCGUGUGAAUUUGCGCAAAGCAGCCAUGACAAUUCGUGCGCCCAUUAUCCUGAGAUAUCGGCAUUUCCAGUCCGAGAUAUCUUAGAUCUUACUAGAUUAACCAUAUUCGUACCUCGACACCAUGGUCCAAGCAUAAUUUCCGUUUAACUCUCAUUGUGCUUACUCGUGACUCCUUUUCGCCUCCCCCUUAUUUAUACGAGAAUAUUUAUUAGCUACACGAACCUUUCCUGCAUCCCCAUGUUAGAAAGUCCCACGUUUCUUGUACCAUAGAAAUUGUUCACGAGUCUUGUCUUGAUAGAUCCUUUGAUCUCAUGAAUUUAAUGAAUCGCAUCGUUAACGUCAUUGGAUAAAUAAAUAUGGAGGAAAAAGAAAUCCAUUCCAUCCAUUGCGAAAUUCAUUGUCUCCAAAUAUUUUUCUUAAAUCUUUAUUGAUUCAAUUAUUUAUUAUUAUCUUGAUAAUUUUUUAUAGAUAUUUCUACGAAAUUUCGAACAUAAUUAUACUAUAAUAUACUAUAAUAAUACUAUAAUUAUUUAAAUUGCACUAUUUUUAAUUCUUGUUAACAAACGACAUGGAUUUAAUUAUAAUAAUGGAAAAAAAAAUGAGUAGAUAGAUAAAAAUUACAAGAACGUAUUUUUCGUUUCCCUUCUCGUCUCUCUUUUCUUAAUAAUCCUCGAUAAUAAUGGACAAAGAACUGUAAUUUCCCGUUUUUACUUUGUUUAAUCACCAAUGAUAAUAAUCUGAUUACAAAUCUUGAUCGAAGCAAAGAUAUAUCGAAUACUAUGGAGAAGUGGUAUGAAAAUACGUCAUUAUUUUGUAUCGAAUAAUUGCAACAUGAGUACAUAUGAGUACAUAUGAUUCAUUUUAAUUUUUUUCUCAUUUUUUUUUCUUCUUUUUUUUUUGCGACAAAUGUUUAUAAUUUGUUUCUAUCGGAACAACCUAGUAUAUAAAAAAAAAAAUUAUUAUUUCUUUGCGUAAUAACUCUGAUAACCGCUUUGUUAACCAAUAAAUGAAACAUUGUGAUAGCAAGUGUAAAAUCGAACAUUGUAUUUGUACUUCGUUUUAUCUUGUUAAUUGUUGUUAAUAGAUUGGGUUAUUCAUAGGUAAUACGCACUUUGAAUUUUUAAAGUGAGGAUAAUUAGACAAAAACUGUUUAAAAUAUUGCGUUUCUUUUUUUUUUUCUUUUCGUUUAAGGUCAUCAUUAGUGCAACAAUUUUUUUUUUUUUAACAUAACGCUGCAAAAAUUUUUCACUAUAAUUUUUGUGAACAUAAAGUGAAAUUAUAUUAAAUUCCUUUUUUCAUUCUUCUUUUUAUCUUUUUUUUUUCCUCAUCUAUCUAGUAAUCGAUUUAAAGUAAAUUCUUAUAAAUUAUUGUAUUAAUUUUAUUGAUAAAAUUAAGAUUAAUAUCGGUACGGAAAAUUUUCGCUGAUACGAGAUAUGUGAUCGUAUGGAUAUUUCAUAUCCGUAAGCAUUAUGACAUAAGGGCCAUCUUAAGAAAUACUUUUGUUUCCAAACAUCGUUAUCGAGAUUAUCGUGGACGUUGUCAAUGAAAUCGUCAUUGUUUUUAUAAGAUCGAUUUUAUUUUACAUUUGGUCACGUGGAAGACAGAUGCGGCGAAUUUAAUCAUUUUUAAGAUCGUUUAUUCAGAUAGGCUCAUGUCGAAUAAUUUUCAAUCUCACGAUAAUCAAUCAAAUAUGAAGAUAAGAUGAUCGAGAAUGAAGUUAAGAAACGGAUAAUUAGUUGGAUUUUGGCAGAAAUUGUUUUUGAAGAUUUGAUGAACUCGUUAUUAAUGAAGAGAGAUAAUAAUUGCAAAUGUUUCCACUUCAAAUUGAAAUAAAAUGUCAAAUCAUUGUUAUUAUGUAAUUAUACACCAUGGAGAAAAAUGAAAAGGAGGAACAAGGCAAUCCUAUGAAAGAGUUCAAUAGCAGAACGAAAAUAGCCACCAUCGAAAUCGAAGGAUACAAUGAGAAGGACGAAUUAUACAAUCCCUUCGAAAAUCGUGACAAGAAAAAUUCUAAUUCAGAUUUUGGUGCUCUGGCUCAUCUACUAAAAUCAUCCCUCGGUACCGGAAUCCUCGCCAUGCCGAAUGCGAUCAAAAAUGGCGGGGUGAUAUUCGGCGGAAUAGGGACGAUAAUAAUCGGUUUAAUAUGCGCGCAUUGUGUCCACAUAUUGGUUCGCUCGUCCCAUAUUCUGUGCAAACGUACGAAAACACCCCAGAUGACGUAUGCCGAGACAGCGGAAGCUGCCUUCCUUUGCGGUCCAAAAACUGUCAGACCUUUCGCUAAUUUCAGUCGAAUGUUCGUAAAUGCGGCAUUGUGCGCGACAUACAUAGGCGGUGCUUGCGUAUACGUGGUUUUCGUAUCGACCUCGAUUAAGCAGCUGGUGGACUUCCACACCGGUAUGACCAUACCGAUACGUUUAUACAUACUCACGCUGAUACCUGCGGUGUUAUUGUUGGGGCAAGUGCGAAAUUUGAAAUUCAUGGUGCCGUUCUCUAUCGUGGCCAACCUUUCCAUGAUGACCGGUUUCGCUUUGACUCUGUAUUAUAUCUUCAAUGAUAUCAAAAUACCGUCGCAUGUGAAGCCAAUCGCCUCGAUCGAACAAUUGCCUUCGUUCUUCGCUACCGUAUUAUUUGCCAUCGAGGGUAUCGGUGUUGUGAUGCCUGUCGAAAACAGUAUGAAGAAUCCUCACCACUUCCUUGGUUGUCCAAGUGUUCUUAAUAUAACAAUGACUAUAGUGGUAUCUUUGUACACUGUAUUAGGCGUGUUCGGAUAUUUGAAGUACGUGGAAGAUAUCAAGGGGAGUAUCACGUUAAAUAUACCAACAGAGGACAUAUUGGGACAAGCGGUAAAAUUGCUCAUCGCCCUGGCAGUUUUAUUUACAUACGGAUUACAACUUUUCGUUCCGAUGGAUAUCAUGUGGAGAGCUGUGAAAGAGAAAUGUAGUCACAAGUAUCAAGGCCUGUGCCACACAGUAAUGAGAAUAGGCAUAAGUAUAUUUACAAUUUGUGUGGCAUUACUCGUUCCUGAACUCGAGCCGUUCAUCUCUUUGGUCGGUUCGAUAUUUUUCUCAAUACUCGGGAUCACGAUUCCAGCCGUCGUUGAAACAAUUUCUUGCUGGGACGGCCAUCUUGGCAGAGGCAAAUGGAGAUUUUGGAAAAACACUACGCUUGUGAUAUUCUCUCUGUUGGCGUUAAUAUUCGGUUCCUGGAUCUCUAUUUCAGAUAUAAUCAAAUUAUAUAAAUAAGUUUAUUUAUAAUUCGCGUACGUGGAAGAAAAGACUUAACUUUCUUAAAAUGUGUUAAUAUGUUCACUGUAUACAUUGUAUCUUAUAUAUCUUAUUGGUAAACUCGAAUUUGUUUGAAAACAAUAUGCAUGCGAUAUCGAUUCAAAGAAUAAGAUAUAAAUAGACUUUGCAAAAUAAUUAUUUGAUAAUUUUAAUUUAAAAUUUUUAAUUAAAGAUUUUCCGCAGUGAACGUGUUAAUAUUGUCUAAGACUAGAUUCUGUUGAAUAUUUGUACAUUGUACUUACACUCAUUGUAAUAUAAUUUAUCAUGUAAUGUAAUCCGUAUUGCCAUAGAAUAUUUAUUUUUAAGAAUAUUCAUGUAUAUUGUAAUUUCGUGUACAUUGUGUAUUUAUUUCUACGUUAUACUAAAGAAUUUUUAUAAAAUACUGUAAUUAACUUGAUCGAAAUGAGACGAAUUAGAAAGUUUCGAAUUGAAGAAGGACAGAUGGAUAGAUAAAUUAUUAUAAUAUCGUGAUCAAGUAUUUAUUGUGAAUAUUUCAAAUUAGAAAUACAAUCGUUCUUUCUUUUAAAUUUCUAAAUUGUGCAAAAAUGUGUUGGAUAUAUCUUCAUUGAUAAAAUCGAUGCUUUGUGCUUGCAAAAUCUGCAAAAAUUUGUAUCAUUCCUUUUUUUUUUUUUUAAAUAUUGAAUUCAAGUUAUUACAGAUCUUUUGUUAUCUAAAUUUUUUAUAAUAUGAAUAAGAAAUAUGUACAUAUAUUAAAUAUUAAUAGUGAGGCUAGAUUAGAGAUAAAAAAUUGAAAAUAAAUAAGAAAUAAGAGAUAUGUACAUAUUCUACAUUGUACAUGUACAUUGAAUAUUCUUCUCGACAAACAAUAUUUUUAAAUCAUCAUUUAAUUAUUUAAUUUAAUAUUAUUUUCCAAAUUAUUUUUAACGUUUUAAAUAAUUCAAUGGAUACGAAAUAUUGUCAAAACCCUCUUGAACAAUAAGACUGAUGUUAUUAACAAAAUUUUAUAAAUGAUAAGCUAUAAUCUACCUGUAAAUAAUUUUCAUGCAACAAAAUAAAAAAAUUUAACAGUAACGAAAUUUUGCGAACAAAAAUUUUUACAAAUUUCACAAAUUAUUGCGCAAGAGGGCGCAGAUAUACCAUAAUCUUUCAUUCACUAUUUGCGUCUAUUAUUCAUUAUUAAUUAGCGAACAUUGAAAUCAUUGAAAUCACGCGAUUUAUGUAGAUCUCCAUGCAUUGUUCGACUGCGAAUUCGAUGAUAUUAAUAAUGAAUCUGCGAUUGAAAUUGUUGAUUGUCGUUUGCGUUUUUUACAAUUGCAGUAAAGCAUAGUCACGAUGGUCAUGUGAAUUCCAAUCAUCAAAGGAAUUACAUCUAUGAAUUUGAUGAGUUUUGCAAGACGGAGUAAUUGAAACGUUAAUAUUAUAACGGAUAAGUCUGGCGUGUUUCCCUGUAAAAGAUAUUUGUUAAUCAUCUUAGUUUGUUUGUCGAUAUUCGAAAAAGAUUGUGAUCAUAUUAUAGCGUUUGUUUUUAUGUAACGCGAUUUAACAAAAGAUCGUACUCAUAUUUGAACUCUCUCGCACGAUAAUUUGUCAAUCCUAAUUUUUUAUAAUUUAUUAUUUUCUAUAUUUACUUUACAUAUUUCGUUACCAAAUGUUGUUACGUAUGAAAAUUUGUUGUUGAUGAAAUAUUUACGAAUUUUUGAAAUUAUCGAUAAUAUAAGAUUAAUCGCGCAAGAGAGUUCUAAUUAAUCGAUAUUUGAUCAUUUUGUUAAAAUUUUGCAAAAUUUUGCGACGACAAAAGAUCAAAGUUUUUUUUUUUUUAAAAAAGAAUAAAGUACUUGAAUUAAAUUAAUUAAAA
Messenger RNA from Apis cerana (Asiatic honeybee), 5241 nucleotides. RefSeq names its product proton-coupled amino acid transporter-like protein pathetic. The record is from RefSeq and is a predicted model, not a curated record. Gene Ontology annotation, cellular component: vacuolar membrane. Gene Ontology annotation, biological process: amino acid transmembrane transport. Lineage: Eukaryota; Metazoa; Arthropoda; Insecta; Hymenoptera; Apidae. Gene Ontology annotation, molecular function: L-amino acid transmembrane transporter activity.